AUGUCGUUGAAAAUUGUGAUGAUAUUUUGCGCAGAGAUUGGGCUAGGCUUGACCGGAUUUGGUGUCUUCUUUACAUUCCUGGGAGUCAUAUUUGUGUUUGACAAGGGACUCAUCGCCAUGGGAAAUAUACUCUUCUUAGCGGGUGUCACUCUAACCAUUGGGAUUCAACCAGCCAUCCAAUUCUUUACAAAACGGCGCAACUUUAAGGGAACUAUAUCAUUUGGUUUGGGUUUUUUGUUGGUUGUAUUUGGAUGGCCUAUUCUCGGUUUGCUUCUUGAAUCUUAUGGAUUCGUUGUCCUCUUCAGUGGUUUCUGGCCUACCCUCGCUGUAUUCCUUCAAAGGAUACCUAUACUAGGCUGGCUUUUGCAGCAUCCAUACAUCAGAUCGCUGCUGGAUCGUUACCGUGGAAGGCGUGUUCCUGUCUAA
Eruca vesicaria subsp. sativa (arugula) is the source of this 426-nucleotide messenger RNA. NCBI's taxonomy places the organism in Eukaryota, Viridiplantae, Streptophyta, Magnoliopsida, Brassicales, Brassicaceae. The record is from the annotation of a GenBank genome assembly.